UGCUUGGAUCAAAUCACUAAAUCGCUUGUAAAUUUUUGUGUGGUUUCGCGUGUCGUACUUGCGGUUAGGUUUUCUUUGUCGCGUCUGCUUGGCUAAAUUAGUGUUUGUCUAGUGUAUUUGUCAGUUAUUAUUGUGGAUCUCCUCAUUGCCAUUUUUUUUGACAAUCAAGUAUAUAUAUUGACUGAUAACCAUUAGCAUUUUGUUUGACGUUUCUUCCCUUUGUGCCAAUAUCGUACUAUAUAUUUGUAUGAUAGACUAAUCAAGAUAUAUGAAAGUAUGUUUCAGUGAUAUACUGUACUAAUUGUGACCUGUAAAUUAAUGUAACAAAAUGCCAGAAAUCGAGAAUUUUCAGUAUAUACGAUCAUUUAUUUCUGCUGCAUCAGAGUAUGCAAAACAUCCUAAUGAGACCUCAGCUUCGAUGAUACAAAGAAACCUUGAUGCUGUAAGUGCAUCAUUAGAUUAUAAUAUUUUUGAUCCUGGUUCGAGUGUGUCUGCACUGUUUUAUGUAAGUCUAUAUGAGAUGAUGAAUACUAUGGGAUCAAGAUCAACUUUGAUAUGGAAUGCUGUAGAUGUUUUGCAAACUGCCUGUAAAAAUUCAGCAGCUAGACAUGCUCUUAUUCAUACUUAUAAAUUUGCACCACUUUUAACAAGACUGUUAGAGGCUAAUUUGACAUCAGAAAAACGAAUAAGAGCUCUAAAGUUAUUACAACAAUUAACUUAUGGCAUUAAAAUUUCGUGGCAAGAAGCACACUUACCAUAUUUGAUAAAAACUUUAUCUCAAUGGGUAAUUCAAUCUACUGAGGAAGAAGUAAUUAUGCUAUCUCUAAGUGUCUUGGUAAACUUAUGUUAUAAAAAUUUACCAGCAGUUUAUGUGUUGAUGCGAAGUGUAAAUACUAAAACAUUUUUGCAAAGUGUAGUUAAAACAAGUGGUCAAAAUAUUAAUAUAAGAGUACAGUGCUGCAAGUUAUUAAUUAUUUUAGAACAUGCAAACAGUGAUAUAUUAGAUUCAUAUAUCUUAGAUGUCGCAACAGUGACUUUUACAAAUAUUAUUCCUACUUUAAAAAAUCAAGAUCCUCUUUUAUUGAGGCACAUUGUUGAUUUUUUUGAUGAUAUAAGGCAAAAUGAACGUUUUAGAUCAGUUUUAUUAGAAUAUCCCAAUUAUUUCAAAGAUGUGGAAAAUAUUUUGGAAACUCUCAAGGAUAAAUCUGACCAAGAAUGUUCUAAUCUUAUAAUGGAAUUUCUACUUUCUUUAAUGAAGUUGAAAGCAACAGAUUUAGUUCAGUUAUAUCCAUCAAUUGUGAAAGUUGCUGUGUCACGUGUGCCUAUAAACAAUGUUUGUACUAAUGCAUUGGCCUUAAUUAGAAAUAUUGUGGUGGACUCUCGAAGAACCAAAAAUAAUUUGGAAGUACUAGAGGAACUAGAUUUAUCAGUAUUGACACUUCUAAUCAAAGAGGAUGAUGACAUGGAUGGAAAUCACGAAACAAACACAAUUGAAAAUGAAAAAAAUUUGACAGAACUAAUGCAACUCUUUCAAGAGUUAGUUAAGACACCUGCAAUAAGAACCAAAGUAUUAGAAGUAUUGACAGUUCCAAAAAUGCAAGGUUUGUUAAGAACUAUUCUGGAUUCAAGCAAUGAUUCAAGACUUUUGGAAAAACCAAGAAAUCUGUUUCAUGAUCCAUCGACAGAUUUUUACAUUCAUGCAUUAGCUCUUGUAGCAGAUUUGGCAACUAAUAAUACUCAGUGGCUUACAUUGUAUACAGAAAUAUUAAAGAAGAAAAAAAUGCAGAUUGUUAUGGCUACAGCUUUAUUUACUGGAGACAGCGAUGUCAAGCAAAAAGUUUUACAAUUGACAUCUACAGUGGGAUAUCCACAAGAAUGUAUAUCCGCUGUUGCAAAAUGUAUGGCAGAACUAGAGCCAUUGAUUUUAGUUCAACAGAAAACAACUAUAACAAAAGUACCAGAAACUUUGGUGCAUGGCCAUGCUUAUGAUUCAAUUCCACUAUUUUCAAUGGCUCAAGAAGGAAGACUUGAUACAUUUAUAGCAAAGCUUGAACAUGCAUUUGAAACUGAUAAAGUAUCAGAUAUAACAACAUCUGCUGUAAUGGAACUAUAUGAGUAUAAAAUGGCAACAAUGAGACAUGCAGAAAGAGCUAUGCAAGUUAGUUUAGAAGCAGCUACCAAUCAUGCCACAAGUCUUCAGCAUAGAUUAGCCCAGUUGAUGGCUCAGUCAGGUCAAUUACAUCAAGUUUUAUUCAAUACACAACAAUGUUUGGAAGGAUCUCAGGCAGAAAAAAUUGCAUUAAAAAAGAAAAUUCAAGAAAUAGAAGACAAGACUAAGCACACACAUUCAACACAAGCACAGGAAAUCACUGGAUUGAAAAAAAUUGUUAAUGAAAAGGAACAUCAAAUUUAUAUUUAUAACACGCGUCUGAAAGAUUUGGAAAAACAAACUGAAGAAAUUCCCAUAUUAAUCGAUAGAGUGAAAGAACUGAUAUCUCAAAAUGAACAGCUAAGCGCAAAACUAAAAGAAGUAACGACUGAAAAGCAAGAAAUCAGUAAAUUACUUCAAAAAUUACAAGAAUCUAUGAAUAAAAAAGAUCAGAUUAUCGAAGAAAAGAAUCGAGAAAUUACGUCAAAUAAUCAAGAUAUAGCUGCAUUAGAUCAAGAACUAAAACAGCAAGCUCAGCAGUGUCAUAUGUACCAAAAGACAAUUGCUGAGAAAGAAGCAAUGGUCCAAAAAUUGCAAAAUGAUCUGCAUGAUUUGAGUCGUAUGCGUGAUAUGAUUUUUGAGUUAACAGCAAAGAAAAAGGACGAUUUAAGCGCUUAAAUAAUG
Molecule: messenger RNA, 2833 nt
Organism: Phymastichus coffea
Lineage: Eukaryota; Metazoa; Arthropoda; Insecta; Hymenoptera; Eulophidae
Product: protein CIP2A homolog
Exons: 9
Coding region: 329-2827 (832 amino acids)
Source: RefSeq, a predicted model, not a curated record